CAGCGGUGAAGCAGUCACAGUUUAACUCAUCAGGCCAAAAAGACACCACGUGUUGUUGAGCUAUGAAAGAAUAUAUUAAAAUAAAGAUGAAAUCCACAAGAAAAUGUCAGGAAAUUCAUGGAAAUAUAAUUGGCAAACUCCUUUUAAAUAGCUGAAGGUUAAACGUGACCGAAAAAAUGUGCGGAUCUUGACCAGCGUGGCAAUUGAACCAUGAAGUCUCAUUUUGAGACUUCUUAGGACCAACGUGGAACCGUUCAGGCGAUAAAAUUGCUGUACCCUAAUACAAUGGCCUCAAAAUAAAUCUUCCUCCAUAAGUGAAGGCGGAACUGGAUACAUCUAAUGGAUCAACCGAAAAUAUAGAAUUCCCACAAAUGGGAAUUGGGACCGGAUUUUCAAAUGGAUCAACCGAAAAAGAAGAAUUCCCACGAAUGAAAAGGGUGAACCGGAUAUCUCAAAUGGAUCAACUGAAAAAUUAAAAUUCCCACGAAUAGUUCCGUUCCAUGAUGACAAAAAUCGGAUGAAUAAUGUCAACAAUAUAUUUUAAACGUAAACAUAAAGGAGAAAAUAAAUAGAAUUACAAGAACCUAACUGUCUAGUAGACCUAAGUCAAACUCAUGACAAAACUCUGUCCAAAUCAAUGUUCAAUUGACAUCCAGGCUUAAAUAAAUUUUGAAUAUGUACAAAAAAAUGAGAUUCCGUUCACUGAAGAAAAUCUGGCCGAAAAAGAAGAAGGAGCUACUAACUAUGAUUUCUGUUUUUUGCGUAGUGCUCGCGAUUUACUAUAUACUCAUGGAGAUAGUGCUGCCGGAGUUGUCGGAUUAUGGGACACCCAUUUACAUAUUUCAACGGGUUUUGGCGGUGUUUUUCGCCUCUAAUAUAUUGUCAAACUUUGUCAUGUGCAUACUGGUGGAUUCAACCAUCGAUCCCAAGUGUAUGAGGGAUCAAUUGGAGCGGGGAAGACACAAUGAGGACUGGCACAAGUGCGAUGUGUGCCGGAUCUUGGCACCACCUCGAGCAAGUCACUGCAAUUCGUGUGAUGUAUGUGUCCUAAAGCGAGAUCAUCACUGCAUUGUUACAGGUUGCUGCAUUGGCCAUGCAAACUAUAGAUACUUCUUCUAUUUCGUAAUCUAUUUGUUUCUAAGCUGCCUGAUCUCUUUAAUAUCAUCUUGUAUCUUUAUCUAUGUUCUACGCGGAGGGAGGUACAAAUUCAGAUUGCUGCACAUGCCAGCAUCGUAUUUUAAUAAAAAACAUUUUGGCAAUAACGAUCUCGAUGUGCCCUCUAACAUUAUGGAAAUAUUGGAUUUCGGACUUCCUGGUAGACACGAGCUUGUGUUCGCAGCCGCGUUCGCUAUGAUUUGGAUCGGGAUUUGUGGAGCUGCCUAUAUGAUUAUGGAGCACUGGUCCGUCAUCAAAAGUGGAUCAAUAUGUAAUGAGUUUAAGUUUCAGAACUUUCUGUAUGAUCGAGGACUGCGUCGAAACUUUGAGUCGUUUUUGGGGAGACGCAUGAAAUGGACCUGGAUUUCUCCAUUUAUACCAAGCCCGCUGCCCCACGACGGAUUCCAUUGGGAGCCCACAGAUGGGGAUAAAAGUGGUGACGAUCGGUCUUCGGAAAAAAUCAUUUAAUGAUAACUGAUAAAUGCUAUGAUACCUACAUACAUACAUGAUUUUAUUUUUGAAAUUGAUGAUAAUAUUGCUAAAUAACU
Drosophila suzukii is the source of this 1703-nucleotide messenger RNA. The record is from RefSeq and is a predicted model, not a curated record. Lineage: Eukaryota; Metazoa; Arthropoda; Insecta; Diptera; Drosophilidae.